CGGUCCAUUUCAAAUUCAAAAUAAAAUCAACAAAAAAUUUAUUAAUUCCACACUCUAGAUUCACGAAAUUGUUGACUUAUCUUGUUGUUCGGUGAAUAGUUCAGGAAUAGUUAGCUGAGUGCGUGUGAACUUGACAAGUUUUUAAAAAGUGUUGACAUGGUGGAAUGUUUAUGGUGGAAUCAAUUCAGAUCUCUGGCGAUAUAUUCUGGGGCUUGAAUCCCUGAUUUUUCCUCUGGAAAUAUCCAACCCUGAGAUUUUCAAUCAUCUGGACUAGUGGGAAUGGAGGGUAAAUUCCAGAGUCAAAAUGGUGAGGAUGAGACUCCUCACAUAAACGGAAAGAAAAUGUCCAUGACGUUGAACGUCAACGGACUCUGGGACGUUGUCCCUCGUCUGGACCACUACAGAGCUAGCAGGCGAGCAAAGAGGCCCUCCCUGAGUGAUCUGCACGAUGGAAACCCCGUGAAAGAGGGUAAUGUCGAGGCUGGAGUUGUUCCUGGCCCUGUUCAUGGGGGCAUUAAACUGGGGUGGAUCCAGGGGGUGCUUAUACCAUGCUUAUUGAACAUCUGGGGGGUAAUGCUCUUUCUACGACUCUCUUGGAUUGUUGCUCAGGCUGGAAUCCUCCAGAGUAUGAUUAUUAUUGGAAUAUCAGCUGGAGUUUGUGUCAUCACUACUCUGAGUCUCAGUGCAAUUAGCACUAAUGGCGAAGUAAAGGGAGGCGGAAUCUACUUUAUAAUAUCACGAUCACUCGGGCCUGAAUUUGGGGCCUCCGUUGGAAUAGUAUUUGCAUUCGCUAAUGCUGUUGCUGCAUCGAUGAACACCAUAGGAUUUUGCGACUCGAUGAAUGAGCUUCUUAAACCCACAGGGGGGAUUAUAGAUAAUGCUGUACAAGAUACCAGGAUUAUCGGAUGUAUCGCAAUGUUCAUUAUGAUAUUAAUUUGCGCCGGGGGGAUGGAGUGGGAGUCCAAGGCCCAGAAUUUUCUGAUUGGCAUCAUCGUCAUCGCCAUGUUCGAUUUCCUGAUCGGUGCGAUCGUUGGCCCAAGGAGUUCCAUUCAAGAAAACGCUGGAUUCGUUGGAUUCUCGGCGGAGACCUUCGCAUCGAAUUGGGGAGCUGAUUAUCGUCGUUUUGAAAAUGUGAAUUACGACUUCUUCUCAGUCUUCGCUAUCUUCUUUCCAUCGGUAACUGGAAUUCAAGCCGGUGCCAACAUAUCUGGAGAUCUGAAAGAUCCUGCCAGCAGCAUUCCUAGUGGAACACUCUUGGCGCUGCUCAUCUCAAUGAUCAGUUACGUCAUGUUCGUGCUUUUUGCUGGAGGUGCUGCUGUGCGUGAUGCAUACGGUAGUUACGAUAAUGGGACCAUUAUCAAUUGCACCGUAGGGAUUGACUGCGAAUACGGUCUUCACAAUAGUGUUUCGAUCAUGCAAAUGAUGUCACUCUGGGGUCCAUUAAUCUACGCCGGAUGUUUCGCAGCAACUUUGUCGACAGCCCUGACAAAUCUACUGUCAGUUCCUAGAUUAAUUCAGGCCCUAGGUCGAGAUCGAAUUUAUCCAGGAUUGAUAUUCUUCAGCAAGGGCUACGGAAAAGCUGGUGAGCCCUAUCGCGGCUACGUUCUAACUUUCUUCGUGGCAGCAGGCUUUCUUCUUAUCGCCAAUCUGAACGCUGUGGCACCGCUUAUCUCGAAUUUUUAUCUAGCCUCGUAUGCCCUAAUAAACUUCUGCACCUUUCAUGCUGCGCUCAUCAGACCUCUCGGCUGGCGGCCGACUUUCAAGUAUUACAACACCUGGUUAUCGUUACUUGGCUUUAUUCUCUGUGUGGCCUUCAUGUUUCUGAUCGACUGGGUUACAGCGCUCAUUACUUUCGUCGUUAUUUUCGCGCUUUAUCUCAUUGUUGUUUAUCGUAAACCUGAUGUCAAUUGGGGGGAUAGUACCCAGGCGCAGACUUAUAAGACAGCAUUAUCUGUUGUCCACAGACUGAACUCCAUCGACGAGCACGUGAAGAAUUAUGCUCCUCAGAUUCUCGCCCUGUCAGGUGCACCAGGAACUCGUCCAGAUCUUCUUCAUUUGGCAAAUCUCAUUACGAAGAAUAAUUCCCUCUUAAUCGCAGGGGAAGUUUGCCCGGAUCGUCUUUCCUAUCGGCAAAGAUCAGUGAGAUUGAGAAAUGGAUAUGCGUGGCUCCAGAGACAUCGGAUCAAGGCAUUUUAUCACGUCGUGGGAGAUCUGUGUUUCGAGAGGGGUGCCUCAGCCCUCAUGCAAGCAACAGGGGUUGGUAAACUAGCCCCUAAUGUUGUGUUAAUGGGCUACAAGACACACUGGGCCAGUUGUAAUUACAAGGAUCUCCAUGAGUACUUCAAUGUCCUCCAUACUGCAUUCGAUCAAAAACUGGCAGUUGCUAUGCUGCGUGUACCAAAUGGAUUGGAUUCAUCGGUUAUCUCUAAUCAUAUCGAUGAGGAGCACCUGAUGCAGAGUAGUUACGAUCUUGCUGGAAAUACGUUGAUGCACGCAGACAGUGAUUUAUCAAUGAGCAGCAUUAUGCCGAGGGUUCAGAGUGUACCGACAAUUGGUACUCAGUAUGUUGGGGUUGAUAGUCCCUCUUCCAUCGCCAGGGAAUCUCCCACGCACUUCAGUGCCAGGGAUCAUUUGAAAUUCAAAAAGAAACAUGCAGCCGAUAAAAUGUUGUAUGAGAGGAAAAUUGGCACGAUUUCACAACCGGAGUACAUGACUGUUUUCACAAAGAAGCAUAAGCGCGGUGUCAUUGAUGUCUGGUGGUUGUACGAUGAUGGAGGAUUAACGAUCCUAUUACCAUACAUCAUCAGUACAAGGACAAAUUGGGAGCAUUGCAAGAUGAGGAUAUUUGCCCUAGCGAAUCACAAACAGGAAAUUGGAGCACAGGAGAAAGAAAUGGCAGAAAUCAUGGCUAAAUUUCGGAUUAAGUACGAGAGCUUGAAAAUGGUGGAUGACAUCAGCGUUCGGCCGAAACCGGAAACUCAGGAGUUCUUCGACAAGCUCGUCGCUGAUUUCCGUAAAAACGAAUCGAAUGGCUCCCCAGACUGUCUGAUAACAGAAUUGGAACUGCAGACACUGAGGGAUAAGACGUAUCGACAGCUGCGUCUUAGGGAACUGCUCUUGGAAAACUCUAGUCAAUCGACAUUAGUCGUGAUGUCUCUCCCGAUGCCGAGGAAGGGGGCAGUCUCGGCACCACUUUACAUGGCGUGGCUGGAGGCCCUGACCGCCGAUAUGCCGCCGACUCUCCUCAUCCGAGGAAAUCAGGCAUCCGUCUUAACAUUCUAUUCGUAGUCAUGUAAUACACGAUGCAGUCAUACGUACGAAUAAUCUCAUAAUUUCCCGAUGAAUGUGUCGAUAAUUAAUAGAAAAAUGAGCAACAAAUCGACACCAGAGAAAAAAUGUUUCAUGGGUAAUGAAAAACCCAGUGCUGCUCUCUCACCCUCAGAACUCCCACAGUAUUUUUACCGUCAAUGCCUCCAAUAUAUACCCUUAAAUCAUCUCCCAUAUUUAUUUCAAUCCCUAAAUAUCCAGUUAUUUAGACGAAAACAUGUGUAUAUACUUAAUGAAAAGCUCAUUGAGCAGCUGUAGACGUAAUCGAACUCAAGUUCAAUCCAUAAUCUGUAACUAUACGAUUACUUAAAAUGCAACACGACAGUAUUUAUUAUUUUCUAAAUGUAUAUCCGUUUCUGUAGGCAAUGAAUCACUUAUUAAUUGAAUAAGAUAAAAUACGAAAUUUAAA
Molecule: messenger RNA, 3736 nt
Organism: Fopius arisanus
Lineage: Eukaryota; Metazoa; Arthropoda; Insecta; Hymenoptera; Braconidae
Gene: NKCC
Product: sodium potassium chloride cotransporter
Exons: 16
Coding region: 280-3288 (1002 amino acids)
Biological process (GO): chloride ion homeostasis; potassium ion homeostasis; cell volume homeostasis
Cellular component (GO): membrane
Molecular function (GO): sodium:potassium:chloride symporter activity
Source: RefSeq, a predicted model, not a curated record